Molecule: messenger RNA, 14017 nt
Organism: Aplysia californica (California sea hare)
Lineage: Eukaryota; Metazoa; Mollusca; Gastropoda; Aplysiida; Aplysiidae
Exons: 12
Coding region: 509-2911 (800 amino acids)
Source: RefSeq, a predicted model, not a curated record
UAUUAUAAUGUCAUCCUAUAAUAUGUCAUGUAGAUUCUAGAUCUAGUCUGAAAAGGUUUCCACCCCUCGAGAUCCCUGCUGCAGCGUGGAUAUGCUCUAUAUAAAUGGAAUUAUUGUUAUUGUUGUAGCAGGCAAGCACAGUUAAUUCGCUUCUGUAGGAAUUUUCCAUGAUUGCAAAACACAGAGGAAAUUCCAUUGACUUUAUUUAUAUUUCAUUAAAAAUGAGUCUUUUCUAUUGGCUACGGCAUUAUAAUAAUAAAUUGUCAUGUGACUGAUGUAUACUAUUAAUAGACAAAAUGGCUUCCCAAUAAGAAAAAUACUGCAAUACAUAAUCUCUGGACAGAUUACACCUGUUGAGUGGAUAGUGUGAUGGACUUUCUCUGGCGGAGAUCGUUGAUUGCUGUCGAUCAAUAUACUCUACUCUAAGUCUAAGCACUUACUCAUUUCAGAUAGUCUUUGACUGUAGCACUGUACCUCUGAAGACAGAAACUGAGGAGAAGAAUUCAAAAUGACUGACGCCAGGAGUAGGAGAAGUUCUGCAAAGAGCUUAUCUUUCACCGUGGAUUUACCAACUGCUGCUUUACAUCAACUGCAGUUUCUGGAGCUUUGUGACUCGGAGCUUAGUCUACGGAAAGAAAAUGUUCUGAAGCAAGCUUUGUACAGAUACCAGUUCUUUUGGCUUCCUCUGGCGGCUAAACAUCCGCAAAAACACCUGGAAGCCCCUCUAGAUGUGGCCUGGGUGUGGCAUUGUCACAUGCUCUGUCCUGUGACGUACUGCGAUGACUGUGUCAGGUUGGUUGGGGUGGUUGUGGACCACUCGUUGGACAGGUCGAUGAAACUUCGGAACAAACAUCUGAAUGAAAGCGCACAACUCUGGCAGGCUGAGUAUCCCAAUGAGCCCUUUGAAGUGGACCUCUCUCCUGGAGCUCCACUGAAUCAAGAUUUUGUCAAUACUGCUACAGAUUUUUCGUAUGACAUCAUUGCAGCUGCUGACAGGCAGAAAGAGUUUUUCUAUCAGGUGCGACUUCCCCACUACAAAGACAAGAAGUAUUUGGAGAACUCCUUCCAGCGAUACAAGAAGUUCCUGUACCUGAAGCAGCAGCGUCCAGGCAUGUUCCUGGUACCAUGCUACGACAUUGACCUCAUGUGGCACUCGCACCAGCUUUACCCCCUUAAGUACAAAGAGGACAUGAAGCGAAUUCUGGGCAAGCUGUUUAACCAUGACGACAGCGUGAACGACCGCAGUGAAGGCUCCAAGCUCUACAAUGCAGACUUAGCCACCAGAGUUGCAUGGAAGGAAGUAUUUGGUGAAGGCUUUGCUUUGUACGGGGCAAUGUAUCGCGGUGAGAACCCUCAAGGAAAGCUAAGCGCCAUCACUGAAGAGGAGCUUAUUUCUCUGACCACUAGAUCGGCUCAUCUGAAUUUUGAAAAAAUCAGCAUCAAAGCAAGCCCAGCUAUUAAAGGAAAACCAAGUUUGAAAGUGUUUACUGCUGUUAAUUCCAAAAAGAUUGCACCCAUAGGGACACUGAAAGGUGUGGAACAAGGGUGGCAGGACAAGUCACUGAUGCAAUGCGGAUUUGAGACGCGCAGUGUCAACUGCGUCAAGUUCAGAUUGCGUGAAUGCACUGGGUGGGCCUGUCUGGGCUCCAAGACCACGGUAGCUGAAACGUCGUUCGACAUGCUGCAAGUGAUUGAGACCAUCCCCGUGGGGCAGUCACAGCAGCUGGAGUUGAGCACUCCCACCAGCGCCAACUCCCAGUUUCAAGUGGACUUUCAAGUUCAAGUGGGACCUGUGAAGAAAGGACCAAUCCUUUUGUUCCUUCGGCCGGGCCAGUAUGAGAGCUGCAUCAUGCCAGAGCAUCUGGAGAGUCUGUGGGGACCCGUGCCAUUGAUGCGUCUUCCGCCCGCAGUAGACAACAAAUGUGAAGUUGCCUCUCACAGACUUCUUAACCACCGUGGGGGUGUGGUUUUCACUUGCCGUGUCAUCCACUCUAUUCCUCUGCUACAGUCGGCCAUCCAUGUCUUUUACAAGGACCGCAUGGUGGCGGUUGCUCAUCUGAUCAGCACUGAUACUCUGCCUUUGCCCCCUCAGUUGGUGAACCGCUCGAAUAGCCCGUCCUUGAACCCAAAGGCACUGGAACGAGCUAUCCUCAUCAAGAAUCAUAAGGGUGACUGGGCGGUGGUCACAGGCCGCUGGACUGGGUAUAAAAAAGGCGUUGCUGGGAUACCAGGCACUUCAUCAAGCCGUGGCACGCGGGGUGUCAAAGGAAACCCGGGGACUUUGUCUUUUAAAAUCUGGAAUAUGGGUUCCUCGAACAAUGUCACCCAGUUGACCUUGCCAUAUGACAGUCAGAGAUACAGCUUACAGCUUCCUGGUGUGGUUGUGGACCUCAAAGCUGGGGCUGUUAUGUUGAAUGAAACAACCAAGGAAGUAGCAGAGAACCUUGCUCUAGCCUUCAGUGUGUCUCUGCUCCAUGUAUUAUGUCAGCCACGCCCUGCGGGCUGGAAACCCGGCCAGUCCUUAAAGCUGCCAUCAAGUCGUGGAUCUCAAGCAGUUCAGACGAUCCCGUCAGAAGACAUGUCCUUUGUGAUGGCCGCUGGGUUCAUCAUGGCCACACCAUCCAAUCACCACAUGCGAGAGAACUACGGUCUAUACGCCUGUGCCGGCUGUGGGGGUGCUGGUGACUUUGGUGGCGAGGGCUUUGUCAGCGAUUUCGGUGACGUCGACUGUGGCAGUGUGGGUGGCGGUGAUGUUGGCGACGCUGGUGGUGACGCCGGUGGUGACGGAGGGGCAGGCUGUGGCGGUUGUGGUGGCUGCGGGGGUUGCGGCGGUUGUGGUGGUGGGGGUGGCUGCGGUGGUGGGGGUUGUGGAGGUGGUUGCGGUGGUGGCUGUGGGGGCUGCGGGGGCUAAGAUGAAUGUGAGGGCAACCUGUUUUGAAAAUAGAAAGCCUUCCCCCCCACCCCAUAAAGUAGACUAUUUACUGUCCCUUUUUCUUAUUGUAGAAAUGUCUUGAGAGACUUGUCCUUAGGGUGGCUCCUGUCUGAACUGAGCGAUUGAAAAAUUGAGGUCAUAUGUAUAUAUAUAUUGUUGCUGUAAAUCUCAAACUGUUUAUCUUCCUUAUCCUGCAAUGGAGAUAUGUGGCUUGGGAACUACACCAGCAAUAGUUUAAAGACAACAGAUGCCUUUAAAUACAAUUUUAGUAUUGGCUGCACUCUCAAUGAAAAUGUGGGUUUUGGAAGAAUGGGGAUGAUGUAUUAAGAAUUGGAGACUCAAACUUUUAUCUCCACAUUGUGAUGCGACGUCUUUGUUGCGGCAGCCAGAUCCCUCUCACAGCUAUCCAAAGUGGACCAUAAUAGCAGAAGGAAUCAUUACAGAACUCAUCACUUAAGUUGUGUGCAUUGAUGGCAUUCUCUGUCAUAAUAAUAGCAACAGAGAUUUAGAGGCUAAUUUUAAAGAUCAUGUGUUCACCAUUUAUAGUUGCUGUGCAGUGUUCUCCUUUCUUUCUUAUACAUGCUUCGUUGCAUCCAGCUGUGACAAAAAUAUAAUGAACGUCAUAUUGAUAGUGUUUAAUGAGGCUGCACUUGUAAAUGACUAAAAAUUCUAGUUCAAAAUUUGCAGGUGUGGAUGGAAAAAAAUCCUCAGCAGUUUGACGCCACAGAUAUUCAGCAACAACAGAUGGCAUGGAUUUACAAGGAUAAAUUAACCUUUUACUGUUUUAUAUUGUUUUGCAGUUAGAUUUGUCAUUAAAAAGGUUCUUCAGAUGUUUGGUGGUUGUGCAUGUAGUUGCGAUAGUCAAAAAAUCACAUUUUCUUGUAAAUAAAAGAAAAAGAACUUUUUUUAUUGUAGCUGCUCCGUUUAUUAUUUUCUUGUUUAACCAAGCUUUUCAUUGCAUUUCAUAAAGGGCCAUUGUAAUAACAUUGUUUUAAAAGUUGAUACAACCUAAUUAAUGAACUGUCACUAUGUGGCUACGUGUAAGAUACCAGUUGCUCUAUGAUUUUCACUUGAAAUACUUAUAAAUAGACAGCUGUUUGAGGGUACGAGGGCACCAGAAAGUAGCAGAGAAGAAGACGUGUUACAAUAUUUGAUACAAUGGUUAUGUCCAUUUAGACAGGUGUUUUGUAUUGUUGUGAAGGUGGGAAGUGGAGGAAAAUGUUUUGUACACUUUUAAUGUGUAACAUCUGGAGGAGAGUCAAAGUUGUUGCCUUCUUUUUUCUGAGACCUCAUCUCAAUGGAUUGUUGUUCUUUGAGUCUUGUAUUUUUCAUAUUGUUUAACUUUAAAAAAACAACAACAAUGUAUUGACUGUUCUGGAGAUAUUCACCUUUUGAGGUUCUUGCAAUCUCUGGUCUAAGUAAUCUCAGUUUCUCCCCUUGAUGGUGGUGCAUAUUUUUCAGAUACUUUUGUCUUUACAAAAUGUCUUUCUGUGUGUAGUGCAUUUUCAAACAUUGUGAUCUGUUCAAAUAAGUGACCACUUGACCGAUAUGACUACGUUUUGUAGAGGUGGCAACCACUGUGGUUGGUUAUUAUUCAUCCAAUUUGCUUGAAAUUUGUUUGUUUUUUUUAAACAAAAAAACUACUUUUUCAGUAGAGUCAAAAUUAUUGUUAAUGUUGAUUCUGUGAUGAUGUUUUUGUUGGUUAUAGCAAUGAAACCGUGUGUCUGCAUUCAUUAUUCUAUUGCAGCAGCUAGGUUUAUGACUUGUGCUUGCAAUAUGGAAAGUCUUGUGGAAAUUCUUUCCAAAUGUACAGACAAAUAACUGUGUAAUGUUGCCUUUGUUAUUGUAGACAUUUAUGGUCAGAAAUUAAGGCUUAUCAAAACUCCACCUUUGUGCUUGAAAAUGAAAAUCAGGGCAAUAUAUUAUAAAGAUGUUCAUAUGUUGAGAAGUUUCUUGUUUUUUCUGUAAAAGAAGUCUGUCACUUCAAGUGCUACAUUCUUUUCUUUUUUUUUUUUUUUUUGCACUGCAAUUGUUUUCAUAAGUAGAUCUCUUUGAUUCUAGAACCAUUGAUCAAUGGCGGCAAACUUUUUUUACUGUAAGAUGUUACUAUUUUGACUAUUUGUAGUGCUUUCUUACUUUAGUACCUUUUGGAAAUGACAAACCUAGUUAUUUACUUCAAUUCUUAUGUUAUUGUUUUUAUUUUGUCUGAACUUGUUAGAGACUAUCUCCACUUCAGGUUUGCAUUAACAUUGUAAUGAACUGAAACUGGACGUGUGAGUGCUAUUUAGAAAACUAGGUUGCUGGUGAAUGGAUAUGAACUUCUGGCCUCUUGACUCACUGAACCCUAAGACCCAGGCCACCUGUUGCUGCCUGUGCCUAUAGAUUUUUGGCAUUUUUUUAAACAGGAAAAAAAAAAAGGUUUUAUUACCAAAAAGCCAUUAAAUUUAGGGAAAGCACUUCAUUACAGUGCUUUUGAUAAAGUGCCAAAUUUGAAUUCUGUAUGUAAAACAGUUUUUGACGUGUAUGAAAAUAAAGAAGGAUUCAAAAUGAAGAAAGAAAUGAUUGAUUAGGAGAUACUCAAGAAAAUACAAAUUUAAAAAACAAACGCUUUUUUAAAAAGAAAUGACAAAAGGCAAGACUUUAUAACUCAAAAGGCAGGAUAAUUGUUGUUUAAUGCUUUGUUUCUGUUUUCCAAGUGUGUGCACCCUGUGUCAAAUUGGAAUAUGCUAGUGUUACGAUGGAAGUCUUUCUGUGUUUGAGUCACUGUGGCCCCAGCAUUAAGCAUGAAAUGUGCGUAGUGCUCAAGGAUAAUUUAAAGUAUUUGUUUUGGGAUGAAUUAUAGUCUUUGACAUGAUUUUUAUUUUUAUUUUUGUUGUUGUGAUUUUUUAAAAUAUUUUUUUUAGUGCAUGUGCCAUGCUGGAGUCUUGUUUAAGGAUGAUGGCUGUUUGUUUUCUUGUGGAUGCAUUCAAAAUUGAGUUACAAAGCUGCUUUUUGAUGUGUGUGUCCAUUAAGAGAGGUGUUCAUGAACUUAUUGAGGAACGCAUUUAAAAUAAGGGGAAGAAUUUUCUGUUAUUCUUAGCAGUCAACCACCACGUGUAUGUUUGGCGAAAAAAUAGUCUGUAACAUUUGAUCAAGGACAAUUUAUUCAUUUUAAAUACUGUUGUCCCUGAUUUAAUUGUACAAUACAAACUAAUCCAUGUAGUCUGUAGCACACAUCUUGACUUUCAGGUAGAAGAAGUCAGCUGUGUCCUGUUAGUGUUUUCAGAGUUUAGUCAUUUUCAGCCUGAUUACCAUGGAAAUUUGAGGUUGAGUCUUUUCAGAGAAGUGGAAAGAGAGGUAGAUGAUCACUGAUUAUCACAUCAUCAUGCCAAAGAACCAGUCCAAUAAAGUUUGGUGAAACUAGAGGAAUUAAGGCAUGAGUGCACACCAUUUAAAAAAUCGACCCCAAAAAUGACCUGCAGCAAGACAUGACAGCGAUUUGGCCAGCACCUUAGAUUCUUAUGAUAUUGUUCAAUUAUUGUGAUUUGGGUCACUAUAUUGGGGUGAUUUGUGUUGAGUUGUUCGUUCCUUUAUUAUACUGUAAGACUUUUUGAUAUGGUAAAUAUGAAUGAAUGUAUAAUUCUGGUGACAUCAUGGUACUACAUAUACUAUACCCACUGUUUUUAUUGCAUGCUGAAGCACACAUGUGUUCAUUCUUAUUGUUAUGCAUAAAUCCCCGUUUUGGUUACUUUUUAGUUUUACAAACAUUUUUACUGUUUGUUUUGCACAUUUACAUAACUUUUUUAUUUGUUGAAACUGUGUCGCUCGUUUUUUAAAAAUUUGUUAUCGGUACCCUGCUACACUGCACUGAUGUUUGUGACAUGUGGAAUGACUUGCCUACUGGGUGAUUUAGCAAUAAUCUAUGUUAAGGAUGUAUCAGUCCCAUUUUCUUUUAGCAAUGUAUGCUAUUUACAAGUAGAUAGCUUUUUAAUUCAUAAUUUGUCUUCUUUUUUUUUUUUUACAUUUUAAAAAAAGAUUCUCUUUAUUAUUGACUCCCUAACUUUUUAUGAGUUGACUAGAUUCUUUAUUGUGUGUGCAUCUUUCAAGGCAGUGAUUUGACAAACUUCUAGAUUUCAGGCUUUUGGAAUUGGAAUUGGGGUUGGCCAGGUCAAGAAGACCCUAAUGUGUGUCUCUGCCAUUGUAAGAACACGUCCACCUUUUUUUUUACGCAGAAUGUGUGUACUUUUUUUACUAUAAAGGCAUUGAAACAAUGUUAUUAUUUCAAUCCGUAACAGAAACAGCAAGUAUAAAAACUGAAUGCUGCAGUUUUCACUGAUAUGUUGAUUUUUGUGUGCAAAUUGUUUCAAAUUGUUAUCUUCCCGUAUACAGUAAGAAAAAGUGCACUUUAUGAAUUGUGUCACUCCAAUCCUGUUUGCAAGCCAACUUGUCCUCAUGUACUGAUUAAUAUUCUGGACAAUGUAUUUCUAAAGAGAAACCAGUGACAUUUUCCAACUAUGGUUAUGAGAUUUGAUACAUAUCUCUGGUUCCAUCAAAAGUCCAUUGAUAUGAGUACUAUCCUAGAACCCAGAAAAAUAAAGAAAAAGAGCAAGUAAAAGAACAGCUGAUAAUGUGGAUGUACGGGCAAGGAGGACAGGACAUCCCUACACAUAGUUGGAGAGACUGGGCGAGGCUAGUGAUAACUGGAGAGAGAGAGUUUUUUUGCAACCUAUGAUCCCUAAGAAACCAAAGUCGGAAGUAAGAAUAGUGAGGACAAAAAUCUAGUUUUCUUCAUGUUUCAGAGUAGACUGUCGAUGGACAAAGUUGAAGCAGUGAAAUACAUUUUUUAAAUUUGGUAUUGUGUUUAAUUGUAAAAGGAACAUUUUAAAGCUCAGGAGCACUAUUAUUGUACUGCACUAUUUUCAAAAAGAUAACAAUCUUCGUAUUUCUUUGCUGUGAUGUGAUGCAGUGCCUGUUUUUUUGGAGUUUUUUUCAAAGAAGGCUCAAGAGUAAUUCUUUUGUUCGACCAAACUGUCUUGUGAAGAGAGGAAAUAAUUCGGCCUCAGCUUUGUUAUAAAUGGUACCAAGCUUGAGGACCGAUCAAAGUCUCUGGUUUGACAAACUACAGACAUGACAUGAACAGGCUUUUUGUUAAUGUAUGGCAAAACCAGUGUAUCUGAAACAGCGUUUGGCAAUUCUUUUUGUAAUGAUUUCUUUCUCCUCUAAUUUUGUCUGUCCAACUUUUCCGUCCAUCUUCAGUCUUGAAGGCUCCUGCACAGUAAAACAGGACAGACUGCUUGAUAACAAUUGCACUUGUGUUUGACCUAAAUUUGUCACAUUUUUAUGCAUUAUUUGUCUUUUAUUGUGAUUUAUUACUUGAUUUACUGAUCAAUCCUUCAUCUACCCCUUUUACUACCAAAAGUAGUAUAACAACUGUAGUUUAUGAGUUGGGAUCAGGUUUUCCAAUACAGCAUAACAAUUAAGAUGAAUGCAGCUUGUGAGUUUUAAAUGUUCAAGUUCAAGUAAUAUAUCUUUGUUAAAUAUAUCUCCAUGAACAUUAGAGGUAAUUUUUAGCAUGUUGUGUUUUUUGCCAUUGUUCAGCAUCAUAUAGUCUCAGAGUAUAUAUCAAUUACUUUUUUUUUUGCUGACUAAAUUUAUGACCAUUUCACUAAAUAACCCCCCCAUCUGAUUGGUAAAGUUGGGUCGGGCUCGCAAAAUUAGCAUCCGCGAGUAACGAACUACUCGCUGGCACUACCCGCAAACAAGCAGACGGAUAAUGAGCCGUCUUCUUGUGAAGAGUAGUUUGCUACUCGCUACAUCGGACAGAGACAACUGUUAGUUUAGCGAGCAGGCGGACCGAGAGACCCCAAGCAUUCAAGCGGACGGACGGGGAGCGACUCCUUACAUUGCAUACUACUUAUACCCCCCCCCCCCCCCCCAUCCCAAAAAAAAAGAAAAAUUGAUUUAAAAAUCACCCUCCUGCCCCACAUUGUAGCUAGGCAUUCAAGGCGAAUAUUUCUCUACAACCCCCCCCCCCCCCCCCCACCCCUCCCAAGGCCUUUGCGACAAUUGGAACGCACACAAUGUGACCCACACACAAGGUGAAAGGUUACUCACACAGUACUACGUUACAAGCCUCUCUUACUCCCUUUGGCACCGCUAGUGGUUUGAAACAUUAGGCCUAAUUAACAAACAAUAGACCGUGGGCCUAACCUCGCGUCGAGUAUCUCAUCUGCUACAGUUCAUUCAUUCGCCCGCCCGCUCAGUGAAUAAAAUUGUGGAGCGGACCCAAAAAACGAACUGUCUUGAAGUUCGCAGGCCUUUCGCAUGGCCAUCCGUUACCCGUUCGCUCAGACUGAGUCCACGAGUAACGAACCCCGUCCGUCUGUUCGCCCCAACUCUACUGAUUGGUGAUUGAUACUGUGUUCCUUGGGAACAGUAAGGAAGUCAUAGUCACCAGCUACAUGAGGCUUGCAAGGAUGUUUUUCAGGGUUUUGGAAUGAUUUCAGUCAGAAUAGCUGGAUAAGACUAAUUAGAAAACUAACCACUGAAAUUUGUUUUUUGUCCUGAAACGCACACAUGCCAUGAAGAACAUAAGAUGUAUAAGUCUAAAUAGUGAAUGCCAAAUAACCAUUGCUUAUAUUUAUAUACUGUCAUUUUUACAAAUAAAUUAUUGAAUAUUUAUGUUAUUUAAUGGACUAAAUUGAAAAAUGUUAUGUGACUGAGCUGUCGUUUGAUGUUUAAAGCAUCCAUACCUCAUGCUCUCAGCAAAGUCUCAUAUAUCUACAAGCUAUCUAUUGAUCACGUUUCCCCAAAUGGGGACUUCCUCAGGACAGGGUUUUACCUAGCCAGAUAUAUUCACCUGCCGUUGAGAAGUCUGCCAUAGAAAGAGAGGUGAAUAGAACGUGUCCUUCCAUAGUAUGUUCUUGGAGGUGGUUUUACUGGCAGACAUUGAAUGAGGAAAACAUUUUGAAGCCAGUGUUGGAAGUAACAACAGUAUAGUGACAUUGAUUUUCAGUACCUUUUCUAAACAUACUCUUUCCUGAUCUUGUUACUUUCAGUUUCACAGAUAGACUUUUCAGUGAUGAGGUAAGGUCAGUGAUGGCUCAGACACUUGUCUUUGAUUUGACAGGAUGACACAUUACUUCUGAAGAUUUGAUUGACUGUCUUCUUUUUUUUUCCUUGAAUGUCAUCUUUUCUUUCAGAUGCAAGAUUUUUUGUAAGCUAUGGUCUAUGUAAAGGGACUGUCAAUAAUUUUCUUUACAUUGGCCCAUGGCUUUGAUAUUUUAUAGUUUGAAGAAAACUUGCUAACUUGUCCAGUAUUUGGAUAUUUUAUGUUUAGCAAAACUUUUGAUCAGACGAUAUAGUAGUCUUUGACUGGCAUUGUACAUGUCAUUGUCAUUUCAGUAGAAUUUACUAACAUUUUAAUAAUUGUUGUAUUUUUCUCUGGCAGCCAGCCAAAAUGACACACUUGAUGUUUGAUCUUUAAUGUUUAAGUUUAAGUAUAUAUCUGAAUAGUCAAGUUUCUUUGUUAAUUGCAUCUUCGUGUGUGACGCAAACAAUUUAAAGGAAAUGAUGAAUUUGCUUCAAAGUAUCAUCAAUAGGUACCUUUUGUUCCUGCUUUCUUUUGCUGGACCGUGAUGGGUCUACUCUGUAUAUUUUGGAAAUGUGUAAUCUCAUGGAAAGCUGAAACCUAUCAAUCAAUGGAAAGCCAUUGUUUAUGCCACUUAUAUCAACACUUUGGACGUUGAAAUUUGGUUGAACACUAUGCAAGGAGCUUUCAGGACAGUGUUAUCCUCAGAAAUGUCCAUAAGUUAAUCGUUUUUGUAGUGACCUCUGGAAAAAGUGGCUUUUAUUUGUUAUUUAGAUUGCUUCUAGCUCUCGAGAAUUCAAAAGGCUUGAAAACGUUACUUUUGAAGUUAUUUUGUCAGUGCCUUUUAAAAACUGUACAGGUACCUCGUUUUGACUGGCUGUUAGACUGGUUAUACAUUUGUAAAUGUGGUUUCCUUUCAAAGGCUGUGGUAUGGUAAUAUGCGUCGUCUACAAAAGGAUUGGUGUUGUAUAUAGUACAGUAAUGUAGGAGACAUGCCUAGCUCUGUCAUCCUGACAUGAUCUGACUUAACAAUUUUGUGACGCUUUUCAUUUUCUAAAACAAAAAAUUCCAAAGUUGGCAAAAAUACAUGUUUUUUGGAGGGUAUAUUUACUCCUUACCCUGCAUUAAGUAACUUUUUUCUUACACUUCCUUUUGCUUAAAGCAGCAUCAAGGAAAGCUGUUUAGACAUUCAAUCUUGAGUUUUGUUUGUAAGUAUUCUUUGUUCAAAUAACAACUCUAAUUUUUUAGCCUACUUUCAAGUCUCUUGUGAACUUAAAAUUCUAAAAAAAAUUUGAUUAUUUGCUUUUUUCUUCAGCUUUUGUAGUUUCUGCAUUUUGGAGAAAAAUCAGCCAUUUAGAAAUUAUUGAUUUAAAUAUAUAUAUGCAGAAUCGCCUAAUUUAUCACCAGGUAGGGAAAUUUUGGAACCUCCACUUUGAAGUUUAAAAAAGUAUAGGCAUUUGGUGUUGUUAGUGGUUUUAUACCAGUACUUGCUAUUGUUAAUGCAUAGUUGAUACAUGUUGACCUCCAGCAUUGUUAUUGUCAGGCUGUCAUAAGUGCGUAUAAAUCUUCGUAUUAUUUGCUGUUGUCUUUUGUGAUAUUUUUAUUAGAUUCACAGCCCCUCCUUUCCCUGCUCUAUUAAAAGUUUUUACUUGUAAUCUAUAUUUUAAUUUUAAUCGGUGAAUACUGAAUACAAUAAAUAAUACUUUUUCAUAUUACUUUAUUAUGCCAAGAUUUUUUCAAUUCGUAAACUAUGAUGUGGUUGUCUAAUAUUUAUUAUAUAUAUUUAUUUUGUAUCCACGCUGCUGCUUUUUUAACCUCUUGUGAUCUGAGCUUUUUCAACGCUUACAAUUAUAUUUGAGGAAGAAGUGAGCUUUUAAUGAAAACUCUACUGAAAUAUUUCCUUGUGUGAAUUUUUCACCUAUACUAUAAAUGCAAGUAUAGCAGUAUUGAGUCCUGAGAGCUCAAGAAAUCAAUGGGAACAGAAUGGACCUGUUGUUAGUCAAAGUUUCCUAUUAUGCCUGCCAUUCUAAUUGCAAUCUUUAAUUGCAAUAUUUUUUCCUAAAAUGCAAGAAACCAUGUACCAGUGAUCCUUUUUUUUUAAAAGAAAGAAAGCACACAGAUUGGUGCAUCUGCUAAGUGAGUCUUUGGUUUAUUAACUCUUUAUCUGCUUCGGGUUUUGAACAGAUUUUGUAGGGGGUUUUUCCCCGUGAUAAAAUUCUGAUCAAGGGUGUUACACAAAAAAAGCUAUAUUUAGAUCGAAUAGGCUGAAAUAUUGUUGCAGCAUACACCAAAACGUUAGGAAAUGAAUGAACUUUUAUAAAAUGUGCAUUUUGCAGGGAAAUUUAUAUUUUUAAAAAUUUUACGCAAUCAUAGACACGCCCGUAAUUUUUUCUUUACACAAAAGUUAGGGAAACAUAAAAUCAUGACUUCAAAUCGGAAAGCUUCGCAUUCGCAUUGUAUCGCAUCCUUGAAUGCAAUCAUUCAAUACGCAGUGUGCAGCUCCGAGCAGAUAAAGAGUUAAAGUGUAUACACAAGAGAGCCAUAAAUAGAUGAUUUGUUAACCUUUUUAAAAAAAAAAAAAGUUAUGGAAGUAUUGUUUCAUAAGCCUUGAGUGGAUAUGGUUGAAUAUGCAUUGUACACACACUGAACAAAUUCAGAUAUUGUCAGACUCUCAUUUUGACAGCGUUUUGUCUAUUUUGACGUAGUGAAAAAUAGGUCAAAAUGGAACACACUAAAACUGAAGUUGCUUUACUUUUUCAGUCUUGUCCAUCCCGAAUUAAAUACAAUCUUUUCAUAUAUAUAGUUGUUGUUAUUACUCUCAGACAGAAAUAAGAUGAAAAAAAUUCCAAUUUUAGUGAAAGGAGCCAGUACAUUUUUACUAUUUUUUUAAAAGACAAAAAUGUAUUAUCAGCUUCAUUCUAUGUAGAUCUAUAUGCGUCUGUCAUUUUUUUUAGUUUUGAGAAAAUUAAAGAAAAAGAGAGCACCCCAACCAGAGCCAUAACUUACACACUUGCUAUUUUAUUUUGAAAGUCAUCUAAUCGCCAAAUAAUACAUUUUUAGUGCAAACUUACUCUAGAAGGUGAACAGCAUGAUUCAGAAAUCUCUUUUGUCUCAUACUCUGUGAUCUUCUCAGAGCUUUUUAGACCUUUUCCUGUACUGUCUUGUAAACUUUUUUCUGCCAAAAGUUUGUCUUAGGCAACUGAUAGACAUAGCUGUUUAUAGUGUGAACCAGCUUUAUUGUAAAGCAUGGCUUUUAAAAGGAAACUGACAUUGUAUACGAGGAUUUGUUUUUCAUCAUGGAUUUUGAGUGCUAAACUUCUAGAUUAAUUAGGCCCAAGGUCUGCUUAGUUUCCUUUGCAAGAGAUGUUAGACUACAGGGUUCCUGUUUUUUUCCAGAUGUAUCGAGAAUUCCGGAAAUAUUAGAUGUUAAAAGUUGAAGACUUUUUUCCUUAGCUGUUGUCCUGUUCUACAGCUGCAUUUAAAAAAUAAAGAGACAUUUUGUUUCAGAUGUAAUCUAAUAAGUUCCGGAAGUCUUCUUGGAUCUGCAUGGCGCCCUGUUAAAACUUUUCAUCUUACAUUACUAUUGUCAGUUACUCUAGUUUUGUUUAUUCAUUUUUUUUUACCAUGACUUAUCGUUUCUGUUGCUAGAAAAAUAUGUAACUCCAUUUGGCAUUACAGGGUGAUUAAAAAGCACUGAAGUUAGUCGUUUUUCUUGCAACUGCAACGAUAUAUAUAAGAAAUAAACCAGCUGUUGCCAAAUGUCAUCGGUACUUACAAGCCACUGUCAUGUUACUCUUCAUCAUACUUUAUGUGGAAGAACUUCUUUCCGUGUCAGUGAUGAUCAUUCUUGCUCUUGUAAAGUGAUGAGAGUUCAAAUCCUUUGCAGCCAACUCAACAGCGCUUGUACUACCAUUGCAUUACUAUAACCUCCACUUCUUGGUGUCUUACUUUGGAAAUUAGUUUAAAUUGAUUCUCGUAUAAUAUUAUAGAGCUCAAUAAACGCUAUGUCAUUAUUU